Symbiodinium sp. CCMP2456 is the source of this 309-nucleotide messenger RNA. Lineage: Eukaryota; Dinophyceae; Suessiales; Symbiodiniaceae. The record is from the annotation of a GenBank genome assembly.
AUGGACGAGACCGACGCGGUUCCGGACUGCCCGAUGUUCAGCGAGGGCGCCAAGGUUGUCCGAUAUCCUCAGCAGCUGCCCCUGGUUCUUUUCCUGGACAAGGAUUCAACACCUCCGCAGAUCACACAAUGGGAAGGGCGGCACGCCAUCGCAAUUCCUGGGAAAGCCCUCCGGGCCAUCUACAAGAGAAUCAUUGACAGCCAUGGUGCCGACGGCAGCGUGCUCCACCACAUCCGUGAAUUCAACGAGUUGCCGGCCUUGCGGCGGAUGCGCGGCCUGCCGCCCAUGGCUUGCUCGCCCUCCCCGGAG